CCCAUCUCUAAACAACUGUUUUGGUUGAACAAAACAAUUGUUUGCGCCAAUUGUUUACAGAAUCAGUGUAAAAAACGACUAAACAAACAGUUGGUGGGCGGUUGAAGGCUGGCGAAUCUCAGAUAAGACUAUUCCAUAAGUGAUGGAUAGCCAGGCACCGAUCGACGAUCUGCUGCUGGACAUUGUGGACAAUGCUUGGCGCAUGGAAGUACUGCCUUUCGACCAGAUUCUAGUGCCACGCGAAAAGCUACCCGAUCCGGAGGCCGACGGCGGUGAUUCACACUUGACGGUGAGCGAGCAGGAGCAAAAGUGGACUGAUCUGGCCCUGGGUUCCUUAGCCCCAGAUGCGGCUUUGAUUGAUCAGCUCAACAUCACUUCUAUCUAACCAAGGACCGGGAGUCCGCGGGCGAGUGCCA
This is a messenger RNA of Drosophila kikkawai, 416 nucleotides long. RefSeq names its product anaphase-promoting complex subunit 13. Gene Ontology annotation, biological process: protein K11-linked ubiquitination. Gene Ontology annotation, cellular component: anaphase-promoting complex. The record is from RefSeq and is a predicted model, not a curated record. Lineage: Eukaryota; Metazoa; Arthropoda; Insecta; Diptera; Drosophilidae.